Messenger RNA from Enhydra lutris kenyoni (northern sea otter), 5229 nucleotides. RefSeq names its product synaptonemal complex protein 2. The transcript has 43 exons. Bases 1 to 4515 code for a protein of 1504 amino acids. The record is from RefSeq and is a predicted model, not a curated record. Lineage: Eukaryota; Metazoa; Chordata; Mammalia; Carnivora; Mustelidae.
AUGCCCAUAAGACCAGAUCUCCAGCAGUUGGAAAAAUGCAUUGAUGAUGCUUUAAGGAAAAAUGAUUUCAAACCUUUGAAAACACUUUUACAAAUUGAUAUUUGUGAAGAGGUGAAGAUUAAAUGCAGCAAGCAGUUUUUCCACAAGUUGGAUGACCUUGUAUGCAGGGAACUUAAUAAAAAGGAUAUCCAAGCAGUUUCAACAAUUUUGGUUUCUUUUGGAAGAUGUGGCAAAAAUAUCACUAUAUUGGGGCAUGCCGGACUUACAACUAUGAUAAAGCAAGGACUGGUCCAAAAGAUGGUUGCCUGGUUUGAAAAAUCAAAGGAGAUUAUUCUCAGCCGAGGAAAUUCAAAAGAUGAGGCAGUUAUAAAUAUGAUAGAAGACUUAUUUGAUCUUUUGAUGGUCAUACAUGACAUCAAUGAUGAAGGUAGAAGGCAAGUACUGGAAAGUUUUGUGCCUCGAAUCUGUGUCCUGGUUAUUGACUCAAGAGUGAAUAUUUGUAUUCAGCAGGAGACUCUAAAAAAAAUGAAUGCUAUGCUUGACAAAAUGCCUCAAGAUGCCAGGAAAAUACUCUCUAACCAAGAAAUGUUAAUUCUCAUGAGUAGUAUGGGAGAAAGGAUUUUAGAUGCUGGAGAUUAUGACUUACAAGUAGGUAUCGUAGAAGCACUAUGUAGAAUGACUACAGAAAAACAAAGACAAGAAUUGGCAUGUCAGUGGUUUUCAAUGGAUUUUAUUGCUAAUGCAUUUAAAGGAAUUAAAGAUUCUGAAUUUGAAACAGAUUGCAGAGUAUUUCUCAACCUUGUAAAUGGCAUGCUUGGAGACAAGAGAAGGGUCUUUACAUUUCCUUGUUUAUCAGCAUUUCUUGAUAAAUAUGAGUUGCAAAUACCUUCAGAUGAAAAACUUGAGGAAUUUUGGAUAGAUUUUAAUCUUGGGAGCCAGACUCUGUCAUUCUACAUCGCUGGAGAUAAUGAUGAUCAUCAGUGGGAAGCAGUGACUGUCCCUGAGGAUAAAGUACAAAUAUACAGCAUUGAAGUGAGAGAAUCGAAGAAGCUACUGACCAUAAUUCUGAAAAACAUAGUAAAAAUUAGUAAAAGAGAAGGGAAAGAAUUGCUUUUGUAUUUUGACGCAUCAUUGGAAAUAACUAAUGUGACACAAAAAAUUUUCGGUGCAAGUAAAUAUAGGGAAUUUACCAGAAAACAAGGUAUUUCCAUUGCCAAAACAUCUGUGCAUAUACUUUUCGAUGCAAGUGGAUCACAGAUUCUAGUGCCAGAAAGUCAAACCUUGCCCAUCGAAGAGGAACUCAUUGCUUUGAAAGAAAAACCUAACUCCCAAAAGGAAUUUGCUAAACCUUCAAAAUACAUCAAAAACAGUAAUCAAGGGGACAGAAAGAAUAGUCAGCUUGAGAUAACUACUCCUAGCAAAAGAAAAAUGUCUGAAGCAUCAAUGAUUGUUCCUGGUGCGGACAGAUACACUGUGAGAAGUCCAGUACUUUUAAUCAACACAUCAACACCUCGAAGAGGAAAAAUUAAACCACCACUGCAAGUGAUGGGUUCUGCAGAAAAACCCGAUGUACCUAAAACGUCACAAAGUGGAGUGGACAAUGCUGUAUCUCUUGUAUCUAGACCAUCUGAAGGAAGAAAUACUGGAGCUAAUACAGACAAACACAUCGAAACUGCUAAAGUUGUAGGGAAGACAGAGAAUAAGAACAUUGAAUUCCCAAACCAAAAUAUUAAUGACCUGCAGGAUGUUGUUCCAGAUUCCCAGGCAGUGGAGAAAAUAGAUAAGCCUAUGUUACCUGGUGUUUCGGGCAACAUCUGUGGAAAUAAAAUGCCCUCCAAAUGGUCGUGCUGGACUCCUGUAACAAAUAUUAAUUUGUGUAACAACCAAAGAGCAGGCACUUCAUCAGGAGACACAUUCAGUCAAGGUGUAACUGUCAACAAAAAACUUAGGAAACAAAAAUCAUCCUCUUCCAUAUCUGAGGAUAAUUCUGAAGAAGCAGAAAAGGUGCGAUAUAAGAAAAAAAAAAUGCAGCAUAACAAAAUAGAGAAAGCAGAAGUAGGAGUUUGCAAAAGAGACACUCAGCAACGACUAAAUCAUCCUAAACAUUCAGAGCAGAAAAACACUGAAAAUACCAAGCAAAGUGAUUGGCAUAUUGAAUCUGAAACUACUUUUAAGUCUGUUCUCCUAAAUAAGACAGUUGAAGAAUCUCUGAUCUAUAGGAAGAAAUACAUACUGUCAAAAGAUGUGAAUCCUGAUGUUUGUGAUAAGAGCCCUUCUCCUAGAAAAAAUGUGAAAAGUCAUAGAAAAUCAGGGAAAAGAUUAACGUCGGAACUUAAUUCCUGGGAUCUGAGACCAAAAAAAAUGAGAGAAAAGUCAAAAGACAAAGGCUUUACUGAUGCAGCAGAAACCUUGAUAAACCAAAUUAAUAAGAGGUAUAAACCAAAGGAAGAUAUAAAGUCUACAAGAAAAUUCAAGGAGUCUUUGAUUGACAGUGGCUUUUCAAACAAAUCUGAUCUGCAGCUCAGUAAGGAAAAGGUUCAGAAAAAAAGUUAUAGACAACUGAAGACUACUUUUGUUAAUGUUACUUCUGAAUGCCCGUUGAAUGAUGUUUACAAUUUUAAUUUGAAUGGAGCUGAUGAGCCUAUUAUAAAACUUGGAAUCCAGGAAUUUCAAGCUACAGCUACAGAAGCCUGUGUGGAUAAUUCAAUAAAACUGAUAGGUUUAAGGAAUCAUGAUGAACUUGAAACUUCUCUCAAAACAAAAGAUAAAAGAAUUGUAACAAAUCCUAAAAAGAAAAAUCUUUUUAGUGAUACUGACACAGAAUACAGAUGUGAUGACAGCAAGACUGAUGUCAGCUGGCUAAAGGAACCAAAGUCAAAACCACAACUAAUAGACUAUAGCAGAAAUAAAAACAUGAAGAAACCUAAAAGUGGGAAAUCAAAACCAUCUUUGGAAAGGGGACAACCAAGAUCUAAAGUGACACCCAACAAAAACAUCACCAAAAAGGUAGAGGAGACAGUUCCAGAUGGGAGAACCAGACUUCCACGAAGAGCAGCAAAAACCAAAAAAAAUUAUAAAGAUCUCUCAAAUUCAGAAUCAGAAAGUGAACAAGAAUUUUCACAUUCGUUUAAAGAGAAAUUGCUAGUAAAGGAGGAGAAUAUCCAUUCCAGAAGCAAAACCAUGAAGCUGCCAAAAAAACAACAGAACAUCUUCUCUGCUGAAACACAAAAGGAUAUAUCAAAGGAAUGGAAAAAUUCAUCUCUCCUAAAAGAUGCUAUAAGAGAUAAUAGCCUUGACUUAUCUCCUAUAUCCUUAUCUGGGAGCCCAUCAUCUAUAGAAGUAAUGAGAUGUAUAGAGAAAAUAAGAGAAAGGAAUUUUACUCAGGAUUAUGACCGUAUAACAAACUCCCUAUCACCUUCUCCAAAAACUUCAUCCCCUGAAUCCUUAAGCAGUAAAUAUGGAGUUGGAGGUCCAAAAAAGUCACCUAAAAACAGUGACAAAAAUUUAUGUGCAAGAGAAAGUUGCUCGCUAAUUCCACGAUCCUUCUUGUUGCCCAGGCAUACUCCAAUUAAUAAUACUGUUGUGAAUAGAAAAAAUAUAAAUUCUGUGGUACUUACACAAGAUAUACACAAUUGCAACAGCUACUCAGAUGUAAGCAUUUAUAGUUCAGAAAAAAGUCAUUCCGCAUCUCCACUAUCCCUGUCUAGUGAAGAAAGAGAGCAGAUAUGGUGUGACUUGCCUUGUGGCUCUACUCAUAUGUCAGGCCCCACACAGCAUCGUAGUCGCAAACGAAUGUACAUAGAAGAUGAUCUAAGUAAUGCUGAUGAAAUAGAGUUGGAAGAAGAGGAGGAAGGGAGAGUAUACUUGCUUCCCAAAAAAGUAUCUAAAACUGAGGAUAGAGAUCAUCACACUUACAAAGUAUCUGGAAGUGUAUCUCCAUUAUCAACAAAUGACUUUUCUUUCCCUGGGGAGAGCUGGGAAAGUGAGAUCGCCGAGCUAGGGGUGAUGUGCGAGAGCCUCAACACAGAAUUUAGGAGGAAGUUCGAUAUCCGCCAGAAAGUGAUGGAUUAUUUUACAAAGCAGUCUUGGAAAACGGCUCAACAACAUCUGAACACAAUGAAGCAUCAGAUUCAGGAGUACAGGAUCAAAAAACUUGACAAGUUCCAAUUCAUCAUCAUAGAGGAGCUGGAAAAUUUUGAAAAAGAUUCACAGUCUUUAAAAGAUUUGGAGAAGGAGUUUGUGGAUUUCUGGGAGAAGACAUUUCAGAAGUUCAAUGCCUAUCAAAAAAGUGAACAGCAGAGGCUUCACCUUUUGAAAGCAUCACUGGACAAAAAUGUCUUCUACAGCACUGAUUACGAAGACACUGUUUUUACAUCUGAGAUGUGUUCGAUGAAAGAAAACAUGAAAAUGCUCCAAGACAGGCUCCUGAAGGAAACGCAAGAAGAGGAGCUUCUUAAUGUACGCAGAGGACUGAUGUCAUUGUUCAUGGCUCAUGAAAGAAAUGUUCGUGUGUGAUGUCUAGUUGUUAUCAACAGGUUUUAUCCACUUAUUCCUUUUUGUGUAUAACAGGAAAUACCAGAGUAGCCCUACAAAGAGAAAAAUACACAUGUCACCCCGGCCAGAGUGCUUUUGUAGGGGCCUCCAAACCCAAAGAAAUGUCGCCUUAUGGAUGUGAAAGAACCACUUUAACAUGACUGCAGCCUCCAGAGACUUCUGCCUGUAGAAUACUGCUCUUCUUUGAAAGGGAAAUUUGGGGGAACCAAACAGUAAAAAGAAUUUGCUUGUUUUUGUGGUAAUAUUUACAUUGCACAAAUCUUACCGAGUUAACUACACUCAUAAAACUAGUUUCUUUAAUAAACUAAGGUUUAUCAUAUAAAAUAUUUUUAAAAGAAUGCAGUUUGGACCAAAUAGAAGUAUUACUAGUACAGAAUAUACUACAUGUAAUAAAAAUUCAGCAUGCUGAGAAAGGCUAAAGGCUCGGAUGUAAAACCCUUACCUGAGUGGAAGCCAGUGCUCUGAGUGCGCUCGGAGAGCGUGGACGUUUGGCUGCGCUUCCACUUACUGCGCUGUUGAGACAUCGUCGCUGUAGGUAGAAGGCUCAGCUCAAGCAGCUGUUUUCACUGGUUCUUUUUAAGCUCCUAGUACUCAUUGUAAUAGUAUCUUGCUAACAUAAAAAUAUACAUGUUUUAACUAUAUAUUAAAGUUGAAAUAAAUGCUCUGUGACUUAAA